CGGAGGUGUCAGAGCUGCUUCAACUGCCUUGAGUGUGCGAUGGCGUGUCUACAUGACGAGAGUGGUGGCAGCGGCAGUGGGUGCUCCUGUGGCAGCGUCUGCAGACCAAUGCAGACAGUCGAGGAGUCGGUGUGCUGCAGGGAGUUGCACAAUGUGGUGCGUAUGUGCAGUGACCAGGGGGUGCCUUGUGUAACAAAGCACCCCUUGUUCGAGCUGUAUUGCCUAAACACCGACAUCUUGGACCUAGAGCACCUCAAGCUCCGGUACUUCUGCCCUCUUGAUGCAGGAGACAGGGGCCCACAAGAGAGGCACCGCUACACUGCCUACCGGCAAUUCACUUGGUGGGUUCACCAUAAGCUGGGGCGCGGUAACCGGGUGCCACUGCCCAGCUGCGCCGUGCAACGAAUUCGACGAGAGUUCCGAUCCACCGAUGGAAGUUAUGUCGGUUUCAAGAAAUAA
Ixodes scapularis (black-legged tick) is the source of this 459-nucleotide messenger RNA. Its product is annotated as P2X purinoceptor 7-like. The transcript has 3 exons. The record is from RefSeq and is a predicted model, not a curated record. NCBI's taxonomy places the organism in Eukaryota, Metazoa, Arthropoda, Arachnida, Ixodida, Ixodidae. The coding region runs from base 40 to 459 and encodes 139 amino acids.